Molecule: messenger RNA, 1446 nt
Organism: Fonsecaea erecta
Lineage: Eukaryota; Fungi; Ascomycota; Eurotiomycetes; Chaetothyriales; Herpotrichiellaceae
Exons: 2
Coding region: 1-1446 (481 amino acids)
Biological process (GO): protein N-linked glycosylation; dolichol-linked oligosaccharide biosynthetic process
Cellular component (GO): membrane
Molecular function (GO): UDP-N-acetylglucosamine-dolichyl-phosphate N-acetylglucosaminephosphotransferase activity
Source: RefSeq, a predicted model, not a curated record
AUGGCUUCCUCCACGCUCAAUCCCUCAGAGAAAUGGCUCCUCAUUGUGGCCGCCGGAGCUUCUCUGGCUGUCAUUGCAAACACGUUUCAGGGUGAUGGAGCGCCCCUCGUGGCGUCACUCGCGUUCUCGACCUUGGCUUUCUCCAUGACUUAUGCUUUCGUGCGAUGGUCGGGUCCGGCGUUUGUCAAGGCCGGGCUAAAGGGGAGAGACAUGAGCAAAACCAUGCCGAAAGAGAUCCCUGAAGCCAUGGGAGCAGUUGCGGCGGCGGUCUACAUCCUGGCUCUGAUGGCAUUCAUCCCUUUCGCCUUUUACAAGGAUAUCGUUGCCGCUACGUCCGGUGGUGGAAACAGGGAUGUCGUGCUCACAGUGACGGAGGUCGAGACGGGGCGCUUCUUGCACCGGUUUCCUCACUCCAAACUGUCCUCGUACCAAUCGGCACUCAAUACUCUCCAGGCCACGACCAUACUGGGCAUAUGCGACGACCUCCUCGACCUCCGCUGGCGACAUAAGUUUUUCAUUCCGGCGGUGGCAUCGCUACCCCUGCUCAUCGUGUACUAUGUCGACUUUGGCGUCACCUCCGUGGUCGUGCCCAAUUUUCUCAUCCCCUACAUGCCGAACCAAGCUCGUCUCAUCAACCUGUGGUUUUUCUACUAUUUGUACAUGUCGGCGCUGUCGAUAUUUGCGCCAAACUCGAUCAACAUCCUUGCAGGCAUCAACGGAAUCGAGGUUGGACAGGCAUUGGUGAUCGCGGGAUUGUUGGUGCUCAAUUCAGCACUCUAUCUGGUCCCAUUCCCAGGGAACCCCGUCCUGAAUCACGCCUAUGCCACCCGUCCCCACCCUGCCACUGACGGCCAUCUUAUGACGCUGUAUAUCUUGCUGCCAUUCUUGGCCGUGUCGACCGCGCUGUACAUUCACAACAGAUACCCAGCUCGCGUUUUUGUCGGGGACACAUACUGCUAUGUCGCGGGCAUGACAUUCGCGGUCGUGGCAAUCAUGGCACAUUUCAGCAAGACACUUCUGUUACUUCUGAUUCCACAAAUCGUCAACUUCCUCUACAGCACCCCGCAGCUUUUCCACCUGAUGCCGUGUCCCCGACAUCGACUACCCAAAUUCAACGCAAGGACCGGCCUUCUCGAGCCCAGUGUGACUCCAUGGCCCCCGGGGAGACCACCCAGCAAGCUGCUGACGGCGGUUUUCUUCUUUCUAGACAAGUUACACUUGAUCCAAGUCACUGUGGACUCCAAGACGAACCGAAUCUCGAGCACGUCGAACCUGACCAUCAUCAAUCUAUGGCUGGUGUGGAGAGGUCCCAUGAGAGAAGAUCAGUUGACGAGGGAGUUGCUGGUCAUGCAGACCUGCUGUGGCCUCCUGGGGCUGUUUAUGCGCCACACGAUGGCUUUGCUGAUUUUCGGCAUGGAUAAUCGGGGACCAGGCUCUGCGGUGUAG